CUUUAUCUCGUAGUGAAACGAGUGAAACAUUCUUAUCGUCUUUGUGGAAUCCUCCUGGAUCUGCGGUCCGGUCAAGAUUGUCAAUUAUUUGUCUUAAUUCAUUAUUCACUUAGGAGGACAGCCCUAGGUAGAAUACCGAGACAUAUCUUAUCAGCUGUUGCUUGAAGCAUUGCUGAUUGCUCAAUCCGUCACUAAUAGUCUGAAGGCAGAACUGAAUGAGGUGAUUGCGUCGAUUGUUCGGGUAGUUGGUUCUCGGUGCUUUGACCGUUCUUGGAAAACACUGGUGGUUCCAUGAGUUCCCUGCUCAAGAUGGGUGCUAAACGACAACUUUUUCUCAUGUCUUCAUCCACCGUCCACGGCUAUGAAUAUUUACAGCAUGCCGAAAAUGAUAUGAGCGCAUUCUUUAAAAAGAACAACGUUCAGAAGGUUUUGUUCGUUCCGUACGCCCUGACGAACCACGACAGCUACACGGAAAAGGUCGCUACCGUACUGCAACGUUGGGGCUUCGCUUGCGAAGGCAUCCACCGGAAGUCCGACCCAGUGCAGGCCGUAAAAGAAGCCCAAGCAAUUUACAUUGGGGGAGGUAACACAUUUCUACUGUUGAAGUCUCUCUACGAACGCCACCUGGUGCAGGCUAUUCACGAUCGGGUGCUGAACCAAUCCGUUCCGUACGUUGGCAGUUCGGCCGGUACGAACGUGGCCACCCGUAGCAUUCAGACGACCAACGACAUGCCAAUCGUUUGUCCGCCAAGCUUCGACGCACUGAACCUGGUGCCGUUCAACAUUAAUCCGCACUAUCUGGAUCCGGAGGUUGGUGGUACGCAUAAGGGAGAAACCCGAGAGGAACGGAUCGCGCAGUUUCAUGAGCUGAACGAUGCAUCGGUGCUGGGCCUGCGCGAGGGCUCUACGCUGCUGGUUGAUGGCGAACGUGCGACGCUACUGGGACAGAAGUCGGCGCGACUGUUUCGCCGUGGUCGUGAGCCAGAAGAGUUUGAGAGUGGGACGGAUUUGAGCUUUCUGUUGAAGGAGUGAUUGCGAGUUGAUGAUUUUUCCUUAUAAAAGGUCUAGCUGAAUGUAAUAAAAGGUAAAUUAUGUUAUCAAAAGUGUUACCCGCCAUCUAUUUU
Messenger RNA from Sabethes cyaneus, 1124 nucleotides. RefSeq names its product probable alpha-aspartyl dipeptidase. Lineage: Eukaryota; Metazoa; Arthropoda; Insecta; Diptera; Culicidae. The transcript has 3 exons. The record is from RefSeq and is a predicted model, not a curated record. Gene Ontology annotation, biological process: proteolysis. The coding region runs from base 292 to 1032 and encodes 246 amino acids. Gene Ontology annotation, molecular function: serine-type peptidase activity.